Messenger RNA from Salvia miltiorrhiza (redroot sage), 453 nucleotides. Its product is annotated as expansin-A15-like. Gene Ontology annotation, biological process: plant-type cell wall organization. Gene Ontology annotation, cellular component: extracellular region. Lineage: Eukaryota; Viridiplantae; Streptophyta; Magnoliopsida; Lamiales; Lamiaceae. The record is from RefSeq and is a predicted model, not a curated record. The transcript has 4 exons. The coding region runs from base 1 to 453 and encodes 150 amino acids.
AUGGGCAAGGCCUUCAUCGGCUCGUGUGGGUACAAGAACCUCUACAGCCAGGGGUACGACACGAACACCGCCGCGCUGAGCACGGCCCUGUUCAACAGUAGCCUCAACUGUGGCUCCUGCCACGAGAUCCGGUGCGCCGACGAGAAGCGGUGGUGCCUCCCCAGUUCAAUCACCGUGACCGCCACCAACUUCUGCCCGCUGAACAACGCCCUCCCCAACAAUGCCGGCGGCUGGUGCAACCCUCUCCUCCACCACUUUGACCUCUGUCAGCCCGACUUCCAGCACAUCGCUCAGUACAAAGCUGGAAUCAUCCCCGUUUCUUGCCGGAGGGUGGCCUGCAACAGGAAGGGCGGGAUAAGGUUCACCAACACCGUGCCUUCACCUCCAGUUUCGACCUCCGGCAACAACAGCAAAAGUCGUCGCCGCUCUCCCUCUCUCUCUCACCUCUCCUAA